Fundulus heteroclitus (mummichog) is the source of this 4958-nucleotide messenger RNA. RefSeq names its product glycogen synthase kinase 3 beta, genome duplicate a (gene gsk3ba). Gene Ontology annotation, molecular function: protein serine/threonine kinase activity; ATP binding; tau-protein kinase activity. The record is from RefSeq and is a predicted model, not a curated record. Bases 755 to 2032 code for a protein of 425 amino acids. The transcript is spliced from 11 exons. Gene Ontology annotation, cellular component: beta-catenin destruction complex; cytoplasm; axon. Gene Ontology annotation, biological process: regulation of neuron projection development; regulation of microtubule cytoskeleton organization; protein phosphorylation. Lineage: Eukaryota; Metazoa; Chordata; Actinopteri; Cyprinodontiformes; Fundulidae.
GGAAGGAGUAAAAAAAAAAAAAAAAAAGACAUUCGGUAUCGUCGCACUCUGUACCUCGAGACCAUCGUUUUUCUGGGGAGCUCGCCGCUUUAGGGGCGAGGUACAGACGCCGAAAAUUGACGACGGCGAGGCCGGAGCUAGCACUAGCGUAAAGCGUUGAAAUUAGCCGUAUAAAGACCGGGGCGGCGGGCAGGUUUUCCGUUGGAGGAUCUUCAGGCUCUGGUUGUAGUGAGGGAGCCGCCAUGGCAGUCGGAUCAUUGAGGCUCCACAUCGGGAUAUGAAGAGGAGCUGCAUGUGUCCCUGAAUCGGCAACGAACACGGAUCGUUUCGCCUCUGGAUCCACGAGCUGGCAUAGCCGUUUAUUGUUCGCGUUUUGUGGAAAUCGACCAGGAAAGGGGACUUAAAGCGACCAAGAGAGUGGGGGCCCCGCAGGGAGAGGCCGGAUUCAGGACUAUUUCAGUCGGAGAGACGUGUCUCGUGAGGCCCGUUGAAAGAAAGUCCGGACUAUAAAGGAGUGAAACGAUGCUCUGAUCGCACGUCGUCGGGGUUUUUCUUUUUUAUUUUGCGACCACAGCCCAGCGUGCUAGCGGGCUCUCUUUUGUGCCCUUCCUCCGAGACACACAGAUAUCAUUUUUUUACUGUCACCCCUUUUUUUCUUUUUAUACACAUAUAUACAUAUUUGGAUGAGAGGAUUCGGCGAAUCGAUCAGCCCUGCCGUUUAAGCACACCGAGAGAAUCAAAAGGGAUUUGGAUCAUGUCGGGUCGGCCCAGGACCACAUCCUUCGCCGAGAGCUGCAAGCCCGUGCCGCAGCCCUCUGCUUUCGGCAGCAUGAAAGUCAGCCGAGACAAAGAUGGCAGCAAGGUAACGACAGUCGUGGCCACGCCCGGCCAGGGACCCGACAGGCCACAGGAGGUCAGCUACACGGACACGAAGGUCAUCGGCAACGGCUCCUUCGGCGUCGUCUACCAAGCGAAGCUCUGCGACUCUGGGGAACUAGUGGCGAUAAAGAAGGUCCUACAAGACAAGAGAUUUAAGAAUCGCGAGCUGCAGAUCAUGAGGAAGCUGGACCACUGCAACAUAGUCCGCCUGCGCUACUUCUUCUACUCCAGCGGAGACAAGAAAGACGAGGUGUAUCUGAACCUGGUUUUGGACUACGUUCCCGAGACCGUCUACAGAGUGGCCAGACACUACAGCCGAGCCAAGCAGACGCUGCCCAUGGUCUAUGUUAAGUUGUACAUGUACCAGCUGUUCAGGAGCCUGGCUUACAUCCACUCGUUCGGGAUCUGCCACCGGGACAUCAAGCCCCAGAAUCUGCUGCUCGACCCAGAGACGGCUGUGCUCAAGCUCUGCGACUUUGGCAGUGCGAAGCAGCUGGUCCGCGGGGAGCCCAACGUGUCCUACAUCUGCUCUCGCUACUACCGGGCCCCGGAGCUCAUCUUCGGUGCCACUGACUACACCUCCAGCAUAGACGUGUGGUCAGCUGGUUGUGUCCUGGCAGAGCUGUUGUUAGGACAACCAAUCUUCCCUGGCGACAGUGGGGUGGAUCAGCUUGUGGAAAUUAUUAAGGUUCUUGGUACUCCAACCCGAGAACAGAUCCGUGAGAUGAACCCCAACUACACUGAGUUCAAAUUCCCCCAGAUCAAGGCCCACCCAUGGACUAAGGUGAGUCAGCAGGUCUUCCGGCCUCGUACGCCUCCGGAGGCCAUCGCCCUCUGCUCUCGCCUGCUGGAGUACACGCCCACGGCGCGCCUCACCCCUCUGGAGGCCUGCGCCCACUCCUUCUUUGACGAGCUGCGUGACCCCAACAUCAAGCUGCCCAACGGCAGAGAGAAGCCAUCGCUCUUCAACUUCACCACCCAGGAGCUAUCUAGUAAUCCCUCUCUGGCCUCCAUACUCAUCCCUGCCCACGCCCGCAGCCAGGCUGUGGCCUCCACACCAACCAACUCGUCUGCCACCACAGACGGCAGCAACACGGAGCGAGGUCCCAGCACCACCACCGCGUCCGCCUCGGCCUCUAACUCCACUUCCUGAGCCUGCAGACCUCACUUGCCCCCCCUGUCCCUUCCCCCCCCCCGCCCCGGUCUCAGCCCCGGCCAUACAGCCUCUCCAUUGCGCCCCCUGGCCAGGGGGUGAGCUGUGAUCAGCUCUGCUCCUGGCAGCGACGCCGAAGCGAGCCGGGGCUCAACAGCGACACAACAGCCCUGAGACAUGACCACACGAACCCAGCCCUCCAUCUCCUAAACCCCCCUCCCCAAUAAAAACCCUGACCCCCCCAGCUGUCUGAACUCUCCUCCUCCUCUCCGCGCUCUUUUCACAGGGAAACAUAGGGGGCAGAAGCGUUGACGACUACAAGUAUACUGUACAUGUAUACUCAAUGCUAGCCUCCUAAUAUUUCUAAGAGGACAAUCUGCGAAAAAAAAAACAAAAAAAAAAGUAUUUUGCCAUUCUUCCCCAACCCCCCCGCCUCCCGACUGUCCCUCCCCCCCUCUGUAAUGUACCCAACUUUGCAUCCUCCUCCUCCUCCGGUUCCUCCUGUAGUGCAUGACCCGAGUACAGUAGGAUCAACCGGGGAGGGGGGGGGGGGGGUGGCCGCCACGCCCUUUCACCUCCGCAGACCAGGCAUGAGGCUCACGCACGCGUAUUACACCCUCAGACACACUCACAUCCUCUCGCACACGUUGACGCAUGGUGACGGUGACGUCCGCCCGGGGGGGAAAAGCCCGGACGGAUCGGACGGUUCGUUUCCUUCGACCUGGGGUUGUUUUCAAUUCGUCGGCCUGUUCUCGUCGUUUUAAUUUUAUUUUUAUUUUGUCCUCGUGGGUAGUGUUUUGCCGGGGGGACUGGUGUGUGCGUGUGUGUGUGUGUGUGUGUGUGUGUGUGUGCGAUGGAUGUGACGUGUAUCUGCUCCUGUGUGCUUGUAUAAUAUAUACAUACAGUACAAACAAGCAUACACACAGUUUAUAUAUUACUUUUCUUUCUGUAUAAAAAGUAUAUAUAGAUAUAUGUAUAAUAACGACAAUGGUUCAGAAAUCAUUUAUGGCGAGCUCAUAUCUGGUAGAGUAGUGGCAAUAUUUGCUGCUGCCUAAAGACAGAUUUAGAAAAGUUGAUGUUUUAUUUGUUUGUUUGUUUUUUUUGUUUUUUGUUUUUUUGUUCCGUUCUUGCUGGAGUCCAGCAGCAGCUUCUCUCCUCUCCCACGUCGCGUGUAUUAAAGGCUGUAGGUGGACCUAGAGCACUCGCUUUAUUCCUUUUUGCCUUGGACUCUGUCCGUAACAGCGUGAAAGAAAGCGCAUCGUCUCGACGAACCCGUUCUCCUGUCCGCACCCGCCUCUCUCUCUCUCUCUUCCAGAUGAUCACAGGUUGUCGUUUUUUUCUUUCUGCGUUCGUUUUUCCGACGAGCGCAAGCGGCGCUCUUUAAAGUGUUAGCCACUCUCCAUCCUCGCAGCACAGUGCAUCGAGAGCUGCUCGGUACAAGACCGACUGUCUUUAGUUACCAAGAACACUCACUACAUUUAAAAAAAAAAAAAAGAAAAGGAAAAAAAAAAAUGAAUUUGUAUAUACAGUAUAAAUGCUCCUCACCAAAAUUCUGACUUGUACGUCUUGUAUCUUGUUUUUUAUGUUAUGAUUAUUAUUUUAUUUUUUUUCCCAUGUUGUGUUCAAGGUAUGUAUAUACGCUGACCCAUGUACUGUUUAUGAGCAAAAACAAAGAGUUGGUAAAGAGAAAAGAAAAGAAAAAAAAAAAAGAAUCGGGGCAGAAGUCAUAUUGUUUAUGGAUAUUGUUAGAUGAUGAUGAUCAGCUUUAUCCAGCCAUAUGUUCAAUCUUACCUGUACAGUACGGUAGAUAUCAGCUGUAUUAUUGUAACAAGAACUAGUCAUGUAUAGUGUAACUAUAGUUUGGAGUGCCUUUGCUUUCAUACACCUUCGCCUUGUCUCCUCCGUCACCCCCCCCCCCCCCGGCCCCCCCUCGAUGUCGUAACUCUCCCCUUGGUGCUGUUGAACGUCCCGCCACACGGCGCCUCCGCCUCCUCAUCGCUCCCGUUUUUUUUCAUUCAUCGCACACCUCAUGUAUUAUACAGACAUUAAUUGUAAAAUUCUCCCCCCCAGUUCUCCCUCAGCUGAAGAUACACUAUAGACAGGUGUUUAUUUUGAUAGAUGUUUUAUCACGGGCGCACACGUGGACUGGUGAGGCAGCAGGAGGCCUCGUAAUACUGUACAUAUAGACUACAGUAGAGAUUCAGUAUCGCUCACAGUGUUGGUUCUGUUACCAAAGCCGAACGUUAACGUAGUUGUGAUGAGCCAUCCUCAGAGGCAAUAACUCUCUUUUUUUUCUUGUUUUUUUUUUUUUUUUUGUCCCUCCCCUACGUCUGGAUAUUUCUGUUGACUGUUUCUCGUCUCUGGGCUGCAUAUCUUGAAAACGUGAAGAGGGAGGGUUGGGGUAUGGGAGGAAUUUAGUAGCACCAUGUGGGGGGGUGGUCGAGUCAUGUAGCCUCUCUCCCAAUCUCCUGCUUGCUGUAAUUUUGCAUUCAUAAACUUGUUGCUUCUCUCCACCAGAAGGUUUGACCACUUUACCCCAACCCUUACCACCCAGUUCAAUGAAAACAAAAACAGUUACCAAAAACAAAGCGAGUAUAUAUGCUAGCGUCAUACGUCGUACUAGCAUAUGUACUAGCCGUAUGCUAAAUGGGUUUAACUGGGGUUAAAGAGACAGAAAAAAAAGUAAAAAAAAAAAAACUACUACCAAUACAUCCUGUAUAACAGUACUACUACUUGAAUGCCUCUGUUUGUGACUGAAAAAUUUCGUUUAGAUUUUUCUUUUUGUUUGUUUUUGCUCCUUUUGUUUCUGUGAAGGUAUGCUAAAUGUGCGCCUCUGUAAAUAUUCCCCCCUGCGUGCUCCGAGGAAUAGUUCCCUGGUACUGUAAUUUGCAACAAAUAAAGAGUAGGAUAGCCUGGAAAUGAUCAA